AUGGCCAGCCACCGCCCACCCGGCUCGCGACAGCAGCAGGCCUACGACGAGCUCUUCCGCCGCCCGCAGCCUCAGCCCUCACCCGCUCCCCGCCCACCCUCACAACAACCCGCGGCGCAACCCCAACCCGCCCAGUACAGACAGCAGCACCAGCAGCAGCAGUACUACUCUCAGUACCAGUCCUAUCAUCCACAGACUGCGCAGGGGCAGUACGCGCAGUUUGGGUUGGCGAAUCCCGCGACUGGACCAGGAGGAGGGGGAGCGGGCACACCCUCCGGCUCGUACGGAUCCCACACGCCGAGGUUGUCGAACGGCUCGAGCUACAGGACUAGCACGGACAGCGGGUCGCACCGCGCGUCGAGUUACUACCCCGACUCGUCCGCCUCGCUCCAACAGCAGCAGUAUCCCUCCUCGGGCGCGGGUGGGUACGCACCUGCUGCGUCGUACGCUCCUCAACGGGCAUACAGCAGUGCGCAGGCGUACCAGAGUGCCGGAGCGGGCGCGGGCGCGGGCGGAUGGACGGCUCAACAACCGCAGGCUCCCCUCUCCUCGUCCUCCGGAGCGUACACCCAGUCGUACUACCCCGACCCCUCUCCAUCCGACUACGGCCGUCUCCCUAUCGCAUCCGACUCCCCGCCCGUCCCGUCCUCAUCCGCAUCGUCCGUCUCGCAUCGUGCGAGCGGCGGGUCAGUAGCCUCCGUCCGACCUUACUCCUCUCCUCGCUCGGGUUACGCGCCGAGCCUGUCGUCCGGUCCUGCGACGGCAUCAACUUCGACGUCUCUCUUCUCCCGCGCAUCAACUUCAUCCGUCUCUUCCCUCCCCUACACUUACCCCGACGCCUCUUCCUCCUCUCAGACGCACACCACUCCCCCCUCGUUAUCCCCGAACCCGUCUCUCUCACCCGCUCCUAAACACCACUCCUCAACGCCCACUCCCACCCUCCCCCAAUUCCCUCGACUGCCCGAACUCUUCCCCCAAGACACGGCAGGAGCGGGGGACUUCUUCACCUCUUUCGACCCCGUCUCGCCUGACCACUCGACGCGAGCGGGGUGGCAGAACUCGAGGAGGACGUCGGCGGGGGGUGUGACGCCUACGCCUGGGUCGGGGCAGGGGCAGGGUGGGAAGAGGGCGAGUCCGGGCGUGAGAGCUGACGAGGUCGAGGGGGGUUUGUAUGAAGUGAAUGGUGGGAAUGGGGUGGCUGCAUACGAUCCCUACCUCAGCACGUUCGAUCGCUCCCGCCGAAGUUCAGCCGACAGCGACGGCCGCUCGCUCUACCAACCUCAAUCCGCCGUCCUCCCCUCGAACCUCAACCAUUCCACCACCUCGCUCGGCUAUCCCUACACCUCCAACACGCCCUUCGCGAGCUCGACUCCCGCACUGCAGGGACGGACUUCGAGCGAGUCGAUGCGCGUUGGGCCGGCGCAGGGGAAGGUGACGGGCGGAGCGGGACCGGGAGCGUAUCAGGAUUCGAGGGCCAUGUCGUUCUCGGCGGGGGACAGGCCGGACUUGUUCCGUGGAUACGACUCGCCUGCUUCGGCGUUCUCGGCUUCGCAGCCGUCGCUGGCGAUGGUGAGGCCGCCGUCGUACCACUCGACGUCGGGACACGGUCAGCAUUCUACCAACGCCGGCGCAGGAGGAGCGGGCGCCCUUGUCCCCCGCCGUUCGCCGGUCGUCUACCCCGCCCUCCUCUCUCGCGUCGCCGCAGCAUUCAAAGAGCGCCUGCCCGUCGCCGAACGAAUCAAAGACGGACUAGUCUACCAAGACGCGUUCGACGGCCGCGAAGCAGUCGACAUCAUCUCGUACAUCAUCCGCACUUCAGACCGCAACCUCGCGCUCUUGCUCGGCCGGGCCCUGGACGCACAAAAGUUCUUCCACGACGUCACGUACGAUCAUCGGUUGCGCGACUCGCCGAACGAGAUUUACCAGUUUCGCGAACGCCUUGCCAGUCCGUUCCUUAGCUCGGAGGAUCUCGUGCCGGGGGACCAGCAACAGGUUGCGCAGCAUCCGCACAAGCCCAAUUCGGCGGCCGCGCAGGCUCAGGCGGUGGGUCAAGCGCUCCACGCGCGAUCGACGUCUCAGUCUCCUCCUUCCUAUGCGCACCCUUCCUCCACGCCGUUCCCCUCCGCUCCUCCACCCCGCGCCGCAUCAGUAGCAACAGACGACGACUCUCCCCUCCCCAUCGGGGUCUUCACCCUCCUCACGGACUGCUACUCCCCGACCUGCACGCGCGACCGGCUUUGUUACUCGAUCGCCUGUCCGAGGAGGCUCGAGCAGCAGGCGAGGCUGAACCUCAAGAGGGAGGGAUUGAGCGCCGGGUUGGAGAAUGUCGCGGGCUUGAAGAGGAGCGAUUCGGUCGAGAGUUUGGGAAACUUGAGGGAACCCGGAUCGUUGUGGAUCCACUCGGUCCCGCAGGACGUUAUCGACUCGACCUCGGACCAGGAGAAGAAGCGACAGGAGGCGAUCAACGAGGUCUUCUAUACCGAACGCGACUUUGUUCGCGACCUCGAGUACUUGCGAGAUUUCUGGAUCAAGCCGCUCCGGUCGUCGAACAUCAUCCCCGAAGCGCGGCGGGAAGACUUUGUGACCCAAGUCUUCUGGAACGUACUCGAGAUCUACGCCGUCAACGUCCGCCUCGCCGACCUGCUCAACAAGCGCCAGAAACAGGCGCACGUCGUCGAUCACAUCGGAGACAUCUUCCUCGACAUGGUGCCGCACUUUGCGCCGUUUGUCAAGUAUGGCGCGCAUCAGCUUUAUGGCAAGUACGAGUUUGAGAAGGAGAAGGGGAGCAAUCCCGCUUUCGCAAAGUUUGUCGACGAAACGGAGCGACUGCCCGAAUCGCGCAAACUCGAGCUGAACGGCUACCUGACCAAGCCGACGACCCGACUCGCGCGGUACCCUCUCCUCCUCGAAGCCUGUCUCAAGCACACGGCGGAGGACAACCCCGACAAGGUGGCGAUUCCCAAGGUGAUCAAGAUGGUCCGCGAGUUCCUCGCCAAGGUCAACAUCGAGACGGGCAAGAGCGAGAACCGGUUCAACCUCGCCCAGCUGGACCAGCAACUCGUCUUCAAGAACAGCGAGGCGGUCGACUUGCGAUUGCGCGACGAGGAACGCGAGUUGAUCUUCAAGGGCCCGUUGAAGAAGCGCGGGGGAACGCAGAGCGAGUCGGCAGAGUUGCAGGUCUUUCUCUUCGAUCAUGCGAUCCUCAUGGUCAAGCAGAAGAGCAAGAACGAGCAGUACAAGGUCUACCGCAAGCCCAUACCUCUCGAGCUCCUGGUCGUCGCCGCCGUCGACGAUGCCGCGACUGCACGAGGCGGCGCCGUCCGACCACGGUCGCUCAUGGCUCGCAGCGGCGCCAAGACCCUCCCAGCAACGGCGAACCAGCCUCCUCCCGGCGCCGACAAGAACAAGCAAGGUUUCCCGCUCACCUUCAUCCACCUCGGCCGGAGAGGGUACCAGAUCACGCUUUGGGCGAGCACGUGGACUGCGCGCAAGAAGUGGCUUGACAAGAUUGAGGAGCGGCAGAACGAGCUGCGCGAGAGGAGCCUCGUCUUCGAGACGAUCCCGCUCACGGCUGGGUACUUUGUCGGGACCAACCGGCUCACCUGCGCUGCGCCCUUCGACAACGGCAACCGGAUGGUCUACGGCACCGACAACGGCGUCUACCUCGCCGACUUGCGCGAGAAGAGCAAGGUCCCCGUCAAGGUCAUCUCGGUGCCCAACGUCACGCAGCUCGACGUCCUCGAGGAGCAGGGCAUCCUCAUCGUCCUUGCGGACAAAGCCGUCCAGACCUUCUUCGUCGACCACCUCGACCCCGGCGACGCGAUCGGCGCAGCCAAGCGUUCCCGCAAGAUCUCGGCGAACGCGACCUUCUUCAAGGCCGGCCAGUGCCUCGGCCGGACGCUCGUCUGCGUCGUCAAGUCGGGCAACGUUUCGAGCACGAUCAAGACGCUCGAACCGGUCGACCAGGUGCGCGGGAAGAAGCAGCCGACGAUUCGCAAGUUCUUGCAGGGCAGCAACGAGAGUCUCAGGGUCUUCAAGGAGUUCUACAUCCCGACCGAGUCGUCGUCCGUUCACUUCCUCAAGUCGAAACUCUGCGUCGGCUGCACCAAGGGCUUCGAGAUCGUCGACCUCGAGACGCUCGACACGCAAGGCCUGCUCGACCCGGCCGACUCGAGCCUCGACUUUGUCCAGAAGCGCGAGAAUGCCAAGCCGAUCGCGAUCUACCGCAUCGACGGAGAAUUCCUCCUCUGCUACGACGAGUUUGCGUUCUACGUCAACAAGAACGGCUGGCGGGCGAAGCAGAACUGGAUCAUCCAGUGGGAGGGAUUCCCGUCCGGCUUCGCCCUGCACUAUCCCUACGUCCUCGCCUUCGAGCCCACCUUCAUCGAGGUUCGACACGUCGAGUCGGGCGCCCUCAUGCAGAUCAUCCCGGGCAACAACAUCCGCUGCCUCUUCGCCGACUCUCCUCCCUCCGCCUCGGCCGCGUCCUACUACCGGCAGCAGCAGCAGCAGCCGAACAACAUCGCCGCACGCUACGGCUCACCUUACGGACACUCGCCGCCCGUCAGACUCGCGCCGCCGACUGCGCGGAGCGGCAUCAUCGUCGCGGACGGGGACCGGGCCUUUUCGCUCGUCUUCAACGCCCCGACGGAUCUGUAG
Messenger RNA from Rhodotorula toruloides NP11, 4659 nucleotides. Its product is annotated as Rho guanyl-nucleotide exchange factor. Gene Ontology annotation, molecular function: guanyl-nucleotide exchange factor activity. The record is from RefSeq and is a predicted model, not a curated record. Lineage: Eukaryota; Fungi; Basidiomycota; Microbotryomycetes; Sporidiobolales; Sporidiobolaceae. Bases 1 to 4659 code for a protein of 1552 amino acids. The transcript is spliced from 11 exons. Gene Ontology annotation, biological process: intracellular signal transduction.